CAGAGUUACAUAUGGGAAAUCUAGACUGCGAAAGGAAGGUUAAUGAUUGUGAUUUUCUUAUGAGUAAAGGGAUUUUCAAUCUGCUCCUCUCACUUUGAUCUCUUGCAUGUAGUUUGAUUAAACUCCCAAAAAUAUUUGGGUUGAUAAAUGCUUAACAUGUAUAUCAUUUUGUAAACCCAUGUCACUACAUUUUGGACAGCGAGACCGAGACAUGCUGUUGCCUUGUGAAACAGGAUGCUGUUUUCUAUCUGUGAGCUUAGUGGUUGGGGGUGACAGCAGCAGGAGGUGUGUAUGUAAAUGUUGGACUGUACAAAGCCCUACUUGUAGGCUGUUCGGUUAGGCUACGUUAGGGCUAUACUCUUCAUGUGCAUCGUCUUGUCAUUCUGAGAGUCUGUAUGAGCUGUUGUGACUGAUGGCUCCAGCAUGCUGGUGAGAAGCUGCUGUAAUAGGAGAACUCAUCUCUUCUCUCUGGAUCAAACUCUCCUGGCGCCCUACCUUCAGGACAGGGGUUGGAGGUCCCAUAGGUAGGCCUUCCGUAGGCAAUUCAGUGAUGAGCCAUCGCAGGGUGUCUUUGAAGGAGCUGGGUCAAGUGGACUGCCAGGGCUGGCUCUACAAGAAGAAGGAGGGCAAGGGCUUCCUGGGAACCAAAUGGAAGAAGUACUGGUUUGUUCUGAAGAAGACCGCCCUGUACUGGUACACUGGUCAGACGGCUGAGAAAGCAGAAGGAUACAUCCACCUAUCAGACUUCACUGUCGACCAAGCAACAGAGUGCAAGAAGAAGCAUGCUAUAAAGGCCAGCCAUCCACAGGUUGUGACACUCUACUUCGCUGCUGAGCGUCUGAGUGAGAUGAACAAGUGGCUGUCCAAACUGUCAGCAGCAGUGGCUGCUGCACUGAAGGAGUCGUCAGAGGGGAACACUGGAGAGUGCUACAGUGAGGAGAGUGACCAAGAGGUUGAGUCUCUGGAGACAUCUGACCCUGAGCAGCUGACCAUAGACUCUGUGAGUGGAGAUGUCCCCCCAUCUUGCUCCACCUCGUCCCCCUGUCACUCCACUGGCCCAGUGUCUGCCCCUGACAGCAUUGUGACUUCAGAGAGCAUGCAGUCCUGGCUGGAUGUCCCUUCUGCAGAGAGGGCAGUGGGACAGGGUGCUCCCCUCCACCCCCUCAGACUGGAUGAGGAGGAUGGACCGGGGGCUGAGGCCCAGGGAGGAAAGGAGGAGGGCACAUCUGAUGAAAUGGAGGCACUGUACAUCCAUCUAAAGCAUGCCAGACUAUCUCCAACUGGAGAACUGAAGAGGGACUUCAGAGCGUCAUUCAUUCAACGCUGCAAAAAUGACCAAGUCAAUAACAAGCUGCAUCUGGUUAGGACCCUCAACAGCACUUUGAAGGCAAAAGAAGCCGACCUGUUGGCUAUAGAACACGUGCUGGCAGAUCCCAUUCUUACUGCACAGAGGUAUCGUCAGUGGAGGGUUGGUAACGUGGCGCUACUGCAGGAGAUCACUAAUCGCAAAAAGGACCCACCUGGUGGCAGCAGAGAGCAGUCUUUCCCCCUCGGAGCUCCACGGACCCACUGCAUCGCUGACACCAGUGCGUGACCGACACACAACAAUGGUAUGCAUAGAGGCAUCGGAUACUAUUCUUCACGGCCCGUAUUUAUAAAGCGGCUCAGUUUAGGAGUGCUGAUCUAGGAUCAGGCAUGUCCGUAUAAAAACAACAACAUUCUAUUCCUUAUUUUAUCGAGGAUAUUCCUGAAAAUGUGCCGUGGAUAUUCCUAUGCUUUCUUGUAGGAAUGGUUAUCCAUGUUUCUUAAAAUCUUUUGAACACAUUUUAUUUUAUGACCUGUGCAGUAUAGUGCCACUUAGGGAUUUUGGGAAUAAGAUGCUCCCUCUUUUAAGGGGAAACGUGAUUAAAAUGGGACAUUUUGCAUUUCUGAUAUUCCUUUACAAAUGUGUUUGCUAAAUCACAGGGUAAUGUAUCCUAUCACUGGGUAAGGGUUGGGGGUUAUACCAUUUUUCUAGUCACCACUGUUUGUAACACUGAAAUUAGGGAAGGUUGUUCUAGGUACACACCUAGUUCAAUUAGUAUAACAUCACUGAGUCUGGCCUAAGUACAGUUUAUCUAAAUAACUUUUCCUAUCAUAAGUAAAUCAGUGUUGACUGAAUUAUAUUUAAAUUUGUUUUUAAUAUGAAUACAUUUGAUCAUUUAAACAUUGUAAAUAUUUUGUACAUUGUAUGGUUUUGUGGAACUAACUUGUACUGUUUUUUACAUGUUGUAUCAAUUUAACAAGAAUAUGCUAAACAA
Molecule: messenger RNA, 2300 nt
Organism: Coregonus clupeaformis (lake whitefish)
Lineage: Eukaryota; Metazoa; Chordata; Actinopteri; Salmoniformes; Salmonidae
Gene: ipcef1
Product: interaction protein for cytohesin exchange factors 1
Exons: 9
Coding region: 551-1594 (347 amino acids)
Source: RefSeq, a predicted model, not a curated record